UGCUCGGCGGCGGCGGUUGGAGUGACCGGGAUCCCCGCGGCGGCGGCGGCGGAGGGGCGAGUGUCCGGGACGAUGACUCAGCAGGGAGCGGCGCUGCAGAACUACAACAACGAGCUGGUCAAGUGCAUCGAGGAGUUGUCCCAGAAGCGCGAGGAGCUGUGCCGCCAGAUCCAGCAGGAAGAGGACGAGAAGCAGCGGCUGCAGAACGAGGUGAGGCAGCUGACGGAGAAGCUGGCCCGGGUCAAUGAGAACCUGGCUCGAAAGAUCGCCUCUCGAAACGAGUUUGACCGGACCAUCGCGGAGACGGAAGCUGCCUACCUCAAGAUCCUGGAGAGCUCCCAGACUCUGCUUAGUGUCCUGAAGAGAGAAGCUGGGAACCUGACCAAGGCCACGGCUUCGGAGCAGAAGGCCAGUGGGGGCAAGGACAGUUGACGAGGCCAUGGGUGGGCCAGGCUACUUGGCCCCCAGAAAACCUGUUAAUAAAGCGUCUUUGUUCUGUACGGCAGCAGCCACCUUCUUUUCCUGUCUUUGGUAUCAAGGCAGCUGCAGCCUUUGUUAGCUCUGGAUGAGAAGAGUAGCCUACCAGGCAGGGAUCUGGCUCCGUGGUGCUCCCAGCAGGCAGCAAUUGGGGAGGGCACUCCAAAACCUCCACACCUCCCUGUGCUGCUGGUUCUAGUCUCAACCCCCAGGACUUCUGCCUCCCUUGUCCCUCCUUGGCCAGCAGGGGCCCAGGCAAGUGAGGUAGUGGUUGGGCCCUCUUCUGCCUCAGAACUGAGACCUCAGAGCUUGUUCCUAGUGCCCCGUGACUGUGUGAAUAAAGGCUUUCUUUGUAAAGAA
Molecule: messenger RNA, 837 nt
Organism: Loxodonta africana (African savanna elephant)
Lineage: Eukaryota; Metazoa; Chordata; Mammalia; Proboscidea; Elephantidae
Gene: SSNA1
Product: SS nuclear autoantigen 1
Exons: 3
Coding region: 73-432 (119 amino acids)
Cellular component (GO): centrosome; ciliary basal body
Source: RefSeq, a predicted model, not a curated record